AUGCCAACCGAACUUGAAGAGCUGGUGGAAUUCCUGCACCAUGGCAACACCCAAAUCAGACAAAUCGCUUGCGAAAACCUCGUCGGCUUCUCCACGGCCCAGCCUGAAUUGUUUAAGCGCCAUCAACUCCUACCCGUUCGCGAUCUGAAGCUCUUGGUCCGCGAUUACAUUCCAAUUUCGAAGAAUGCAUUGACCAUCCUGAUCAACUUGUCUGGCGAUGAAGAGGUGUUGAAACUUCUGGCUGAGGAUGAGUUCAUCGAGGAUUUGCUUGCGAAAUUGACAAAUGUCGAGGAGCCCAACGCCGAUGAAGUGGCUAUGCUUUUGGCCAAUCUCGUCAAACACGAAAACCUACAGAAAUUGCUUACCCUCAAGCGAAAAGCCCCCGAAACCGUAUCUACCUCCGACAACGCAAUCGAUCAGCUGAUGGACUGUUUCGUGAAGGGUGCUGAGGGUUCUCUCAACAAGCAUGCCAAUUUUGAUUACCUAUCAUACGUGUUUGCCGACCUGUCCCAGACGGAAAAGGGCAGGGCCUAUUUCACCCAACGCCAGGAUUACGAUGAGGUGGUCCCCAUCACCAAGCUGACGGUCUUCACGGAGCACAAGAGCGAUAUUCGGAGGAAGGGCAUUGCAUCCACAAUCAAGAACGUGGCUUUCGAAGUCGAUUCGCAUCCAAUGCUCUUCGACGAAGACGGAGCCAACCUUCUGCCUUACCUGUUGCUCCCGCUUGCAGGUCCAGAGGAGCUGUCGGAUGAGGAUACUGCGGACAUGCUGCCAGAUCUUCAGCUGUUGCCGCCCGAUAAGCAACGAGACAGCGACCCCACCAUCAUCACGACCCAUCUCGAAACCUUGCUUCUCUUGACCACAACCCGGGAUGGCCGGGAUAAGAUGCGAGCAGUCAAGGUUUACCCUUUGAUCCGCGAGACUCACUUGCAUGUUGAAGACGAGAAUGUGACAGAGGCAUGCGACCGGUUAGUGCAGGUCCUGAUGCGAGACGAGGAAGGUGAAGGCGAAGGGGAGCCUGAACAACCUAAAGUCGAGGCACCUAAGAAUGAGGAUGAAGAGGUUGUAGAACUUAUUUCAUCAUCCCCCACCAUCACGUCGACCAAUAUUCCGUUGCAGACGCGGAAGCUGUCUUGUUCCCCGACCCCGAGGCGCAAGUGGCUUCACGCUGAAUCGGAUCAAGCUGGUUCUGAUUUCGAUGAUUGUGCGAGCGACAAUGGAAACUGCCCCGAAAUCGACAAUCUGCCACCCGACGUGAACCCCAACACGGGGAUUGUUCAGCGCUUUCGGGCCUUUAUGUCGCGCGCCCCUCUUCUUCCCUCGACGCCCACCCUGGGUGCUUCCUCUUACGGAGCAUUGCGAACCCCAAACGACUCCGAAGAAGAUAUCUCAGCUUCGCGUCGUCAGAACAUUCGUAGGAGCUUACAACGCGCGAGCUUCGAAAAUGGCAUUGGAAGCUCUUCCAACGUACCAGGGACUACCCCGAAACGAUCACAUUCCUCUGUCCGGCGACGAAACAGCGUGUACGCAGAUAUAGCCAAUCGUCGGCCUUCAUCCGCUACGUCCGAUGUGGGAAUGGGUCCUGAUUCGAAAUACUCGUUUGCCACAGGAUUGGCCGUACCGGGCAACCCGGUGAUGCAGGAGACACCGGCGUCUUCGCCAUAUAUGACAAGUGAUGAUGAAAGUGUUCUUGACAUUGAUGAUGAUGAUUCCAAAUCCUCGAGUGAGGAUCCUCCAGACAAUUCGCCGUAUGCCCAAGUACGAGCUUCGGUUCCGGCGACAGAUGAUAUCACUCUUUCCAUUAACACACCACGAAUGUGGAUUCUCUCUUUGUUAUUCUCUUUGACGGGGUCUGCCGCCAAUCUUUUCUUUUCCUUGCGCUAUCCCAGUGUUGCAAUUACCCCAAUCAUUGCUCUCGUUCUAGUCCAUCCACUGGGCAAGUUUUGGGAUGUGCUUUUGAAACAAACAGGUGAUCCUCUUGAGGUUUUUGAGAACGGAUCCCUUCAUCACCGGGAAUCGCUCUCUGGUGAGAUCGAGGCCCCUCCUGUUCCAUUGGCGUCCCGAGUCAGACUUUGGCUUGCCCAGGGCCGGUGGAAUGAGAAGGAACAUGCUUGCGUCUAUAUUAGCAGUAAUGUUUCUUUUGGAUUUGCUUUCGCGACUGAUGUUAUUGUCGAGCAACACAAAUUUUACAAUCAGGAUGUUCCAAUUAUGUAUCAGCUACUGCUCAUCAUAUCCACUCAGGUUUUGGGGUAUGCAUUCGCGGGUCUCACUCGACGAUUCCUCGUGCGGCCAUCGGCUAUGAUCUGGCCGGGAACCCUUAUGUCCACUGCAAUGUUCUCUACAAUGCACAAGUCUGUCAAUAAAAGGGCAAACGGGUGGAGUAUCUCCCGAUAUAAAUUCUUCGUCGUUGUGUGGGCAGGGGCGUUUCUCUGGUAUUUUGUUCCGGGACUGCUGAUGCCCGCUCUAAGUUAUUUUAAUGUGAUCACUUGGUUGGCACCCAAAAAUGUUGUGAUUUCGAACUUGUUUGGUGUUGCCUCUGGUCUCGGGAUGUUCCCAUUGACCUUCGAUUGGGCUCAAAUUGCCUAUAUUGGCUCCCCAUUACUCACGCCUUGGUGGGCAGCGGCUAACAUCGUGACGGGACUGGUGGUUGUCAUAUGGGUAGUCGCCCCAAUACUUUACUAUAAAAAUACUCUUUUCUCUGCAUAUAUGCCCAUAGUUUCAACAGCAGUGUUCGACAAUACCGGGCGACCAUACAACGUUAGCCGAAUCUUGACCGCGGACUUUUUGUUCGAUGAAAAGGCCUAUCAAGAUUACUCCCCAGUUUAUCUCCCAAUCACCUAUGUGUUGUCCUACGGUGUUCAGUUUGCUGCUUUGACAUCCCUUGUCACUCACACCAUUUGCUGGUAUGGGAAGGACAUCUGGCAACAGACCAGAAAGGCUUUUGAGGAAAGACGAGAAGUGCCAGACAUGGAAACGUACCAGCCCCUUCGUCGAAGCAAUGAUACGGUUCGACAGAGUUAUGACAUCCCAAGGACUAGCUCUCACGAACCGAGCCAGGAAAUUCCAUUGGGAGGGGAUGAUGUCCAUUGUCGCUUGAUGAGGCGCUACAAGGACGCUCCCCUCACGUGGUAUCUUCUCGUGUUCAUUUCCAUGCUCGCCACUGCCAUCUUCACGGUGGAGUAUUAUCCAACACACCUACCUUGGUAUGGGCUGCUCUUGGCUCUUGGUAUUACUUGUGUGUUUUUCAUCCCAGUGGGCAUCAUCAUGGCCGUCACCAAUCAGCAUAGCAGCCUCUAUCUAAUCUGCCAACUCCUUUGCGGUAUUGUAUUCCCGGGAAGGCCUGUAGCGAACAUGAUUUUCGUGACCUACUCAUAUAUCAGUUCUGCACAAGGAAUCAAGUUUUCCUCGGACCUCAAACUUGGCCAUUACAUGAAGAUCCCACCACGGAUUCUGUUUGGCGUCCAGAUGAUGGCAACUUUGGUCUCAAGUCUGACUCAAAUUGGUGUGCUGAACUGGAUGUUCACUUUUGUCCCGGGUCUCUGCACCCCGGAGGCUAUCAAUGGUUUCAAUUGCCCACUUGCUCGAGUCCAUUUCAAUGGCAGCAUUCUCUGGGGAGUCGUUGGGCCUCAGCGCUUCUUUGGCCCCGGAGGGCUAUAUCGUCCGCUUGUCUGGGCCUUUUUGCUGGGAGCUGUGGCCCCUCUCAGCGCAUGGCUUCUGGGGAGACAUAGCAAGAAGAGCUUCUGGCGUAUGGUCAACUUCCCUAUCUUGUUUGGCAGUCUGAGCUGGAUACCCCCUGCAACCGGGCUCAACUUUUCCAUCUGGGCCCUUGUAUGUUUUUUGUUUAAUUAUGUCAUCCGGCGAAGGAGGACCGCAUGGUGGGAAAAAUAUGCAAUGACCUUGUCGGCUGCAUUGGAUUCUGGGUUAGCAUUUGCAGUGGUCGUUGUCUUCUUCGUCUUCAUUUACCCAGGCUGGGUCGAUGGUUUCAAAUGGUGGGGAACGGAGAUUUAUAAACAAGGCUGUGAUUGGAUUGCUUGUCCAUACAAACCACUGGAACCGGGUCAACGAUUCGGUCAGAUUCGUCGUCCAAAAGCAGCGGACCCUUUAGUCCGACCGAAGAGACGGCCUGCGCCUAAACCAGCUGGCGCCACUCCUGGCAAUGGAACAGCCACAAAGACUCUUCCCUCACGGCCACAAACGUCCAACCCCCAGACAAUCCUUCCGUCCGAGCGACCUAUGCUUGAGCUUUCAAACAAUCACAUGUCUGCGAAUGGGUUCAGUGGCCCUUUGCUCAGUGAUAAAUACAUUGAUUAUCCGGUGGUGACGACAAAACGAGCUCUGAUGGAGGGAAUUAAGCACCACAUCGCGCGAUUUGCCUCGAAGAAAAGCGUCGACCCACGUGAUGAAUCACAAUUUACACGACCAGUUCGACUUCACCGCCGCGACCCGCGUUCACGAAAUCAUGAUCCAAAUUCGGGACGGACCGAGAUCGAUGGCCAGCCGAUGGAUGAAGCUGAACGUGAAGCCUUUGAUGCCCGAAAGGCAGCACGUGAAAAAGAGCGAGCGGAGAACCUUUCCCAGAUCGCCCCCGCCCUCGGCUCCACCUCGAAACGACCAAAUGCCCCGAAGCAGAAGACGCAGCAGGUUUUCAAGUCGGAUAUGACCCCUGAAGAGAUUGCAAGAGCACGGAUCAAGUACGAAGAGGCUUUGCCAUGGCACCUGGAGGAUUUCGAUAACCGGCACACGUGGGUUGGAAACUACGAAGCAGCUCUGUCCGAAACGCAUGCAGUCUUUAUCCUCGACAACGGAAAGAUGAGAAUGAUUCCGGCCGAAAAGUGGUACAAGUUCAACGCUAAGAGUAACUUCAAGGCUUUGACUAUUGAUGAAGCAGAGAAAUUCAUGGCCAAGAGAGUGAAAGACCCUCGAUGGUUCAUGGAAAAGCAGCAGCAGUUGGAGCAAGAAAAGGAAUUGGAAACAUACGCUAAGCAGCGCAAAGUCUACGCCGGAAAACAGGGCACGGAUACCAAGGGCGCAGGAUUGGAGACUGGUGAAAUGGAUUUCGAAGAGGAUCGAUUUGCCGACGACGAAGAGCAUGAUGAUCUCUUCAAUGAGGAUGAAGAUGCGAAGGAUGCCGAGAAGAGAAUCAAAGAGGACCAGCUCAAGGCGAAUGUGUUCAAUCUCAAGGACGAGAAAGAGUAUGACGCCGAAGAAAUGCGAGAGAAACGUGAGCGAGAGGCCCGGCGUGUGUUGGGCAAAGGUGUGCGCAAGGCUCUGAAGAAGAGAGAACGGAACUUUGAUUACAGCAGCGGUUCGGAUGUCAAUCCGUACACGGAUGAGGAGAGCUCCGAUGACAGCGAAACCGAGCGGGCCAAGGAGGAGGAACGGAAGAAGGCAGAAGAAGAAAAGGCCCAGAAAGAAGCGACCUCCUCCAAGGGAACAAAUACUCCCUCCGGUCGACCCAAGCAUACAGACGCUUUGAAGAAACCGUCCCGGAAAAGGCUUGGAUCACCAUACGCCUCCGAUGCGAGCGGCACCGAUACGUCUCGAAAGAAGGCCAAAAACAUGCAUCUCCCUACGUCCCAACCCCCGUCGCGUCCGAUCUCUCCAUCCGCUUUGCAGGGCAAGAAACGCGUGCGAAACAUUCCUGGUGGUCCUGGAUCAGGCAGUGAUGUCGACACUGGUGUCGGAUCUGGAGCUGAAAUGACCGAGGGUGGCAAGAUCAAGAAACUGAAACUCAACCCCUCUACUGUGGCUUCUCGCGGUGGCACUCCACAAGGGUCUCGCGCCGCAAGUCCUUUACCUCGACUCUCCGGAAGCCGUGCCAACAGCCCCGACGGUCCCAGAGGCCAUCGUAUGUCGACGCCAGUCUCUGGAAACCAAACCUUCCCGACGGCCGGCGAAAUCCAUGCAGCCAUCCCAGCAUCUGGCAUCCUCAGCAGCGAUCUCUUGAAGGUGUUCCGUCCUCGCAUUGGUGAAUCCAAGGAGAACCAUCGGAAAUUCAUUGCCAUUGUCAAGGAUGUUAGUGUUUACGGGAAAGAGGAUCGUAUGCUGCGACCAGGUCCCUGGAAGGGGAACUGA
Molecule: messenger RNA, 6075 nt
Organism: Penicillium robsamsonii
Lineage: Eukaryota; Fungi; Ascomycota; Eurotiomycetes; Eurotiales; Aspergillaceae
Exons: 16
Coding region: 1-6075 (2024 amino acids)
Biological process (GO): transmembrane transport; transcription initiation at RNA polymerase II promoter; positive regulation of transcription elongation by RNA polymerase II
Cellular component (GO): nucleus
Molecular function (GO): DNA binding; oligopeptide transmembrane transporter activity
Source: RefSeq, a predicted model, not a curated record